This is a messenger RNA of Conger conger (European conger), 2914 nucleotides long. It is a transcript of the gene ago3a, whose product is annotated as argonaute RISC catalytic component 3a. The record is from RefSeq and is a predicted model, not a curated record. NCBI's taxonomy places the organism in Eukaryota, Metazoa, Chordata, Actinopteri, Anguilliformes, Congridae. Gene Ontology annotation, molecular function: RNA binding; protein binding.
AUGGUGCAGCACUUUAAGGUGACCAUCUUCGGGGAUCAGCCGGUUUACGAUGGGAAGAGGAGCCUCUACACAGCCAACCCACUGCCUGUGGCCCCCGCAGGAGUGGAUCUGGACGUCACAUUGCCAGGCGAGGGGGGGAAGGGGCCCUUUAAGGUCAGCAUUAAGUUCGUGUCGCUGGUGAGCUGGCACCUCCUGCACGAGGUGCUGACGGGCCGCAGCAUGCCGGAGCCUCUGGAGCUGGACAAGCCCAUCAGCACCAACCCCGUCCACGCCGUCGACGUGGUGCUCCGCCACCUGCCCUCCAUGAAGUACACCCCUGUCGGCCGUUCGUUUUUCUCCGCCCCUGAGGGCUACGACCACCCCCUGGGCGGGGGGCGGGAGGUGUGGUUUGGGUUCCACCAAUCGGUGCGCCCCGCCAUGUGGAAGAUGAUGCUGAACAUCGACGUGUCCGCCACGGCCUUCUACAAAGCGCAGCCGGUGAUCCAGUUCAUGUGCGAGGUUCUGGACAUCCACAACAUCGACGAGCAGCCCCGCCCGCUCACCGACUCCCACAGAGUCAAAUUCACCAAAGAGAUCAAAGGUCUGAAGGUGGAGGUGACGCACUGCGGAACCAUGAGGAGGAAGUACCGCGUGUGCAACGUGACUCGCCGCCCCGCCAGCCACCAGACGUUCCCCCUGCAGCUGGAGAACGGGCAGACGGUGGAGCGCACGGUGGCCCAGUACUUCAGGGAGAAGUACAGUCUGCAGCUCAAAUACCCCCACCUGCCCUGUCUGCAGGUGGGGCAGGAGCAGAAGCACACCUACCUGCCCCUGGAGGUAUGUAACAUCGUAGCAGGGCAGCGCUGCAUAAAGAAGCUGACGGAUAAUCAGACCUCCACCAUGAUCAAAGCCACGGCGCGCUCUGCACCCGACAGACAGGAGGAGAUCAGCCGGCUGGUGCGCAGCGCGAACUACGAGGCGGACCCCUUCGUGCAGGAGUUCCAGUUCAAGGUGCGGGACGAGAUGGCCCACGUGACGGGCCGCGUCCUGCCUGCGCCCAUGCUGCAGUACGGGGGCAGGAACCGCACGGUGGCCACGCCCAGCCACGGCGUGUGGGACAUGCGGGGGAAGCAGUUCCACACGGGCGUGGAGAUCAAGAUGUGGGCCAUCGCCUGCUUCGCCACGCAGAGGCAGUGCCGCGAGGAGAUCUUAAAGGGAUUCACGGACCAGCUGCGGAAGAUCUCUAAGGAUGCCGGGAUGCCCAUCCAGGGCCAGCCGUGCUUCUGUAAAUACGCGCAGGGCGCAGACAGCGUGGAGCCCAUGUUCAGACACCUGAAGAACACCUACUCUGGGCUGCAGCUCAUCAUCGUCAUCCUGCCCGGCAAGACGCCCGUCUAUGCGGAGGUGAAGCGGGUGGGGGACACUCUGCUGGGAAUGGCCACUCAGUGCGUCCAGGUGAAGAACGUGGUGAAGACCUCUCCCCAGACCCUCUCCAACCUCUGCCUCAAGAUCAACGUCAAGCUGGGCGGCAUCAACAACAUCCUGGUGCCACACCAGCGGCCCUCAGUGUUCCAGCAGCCGGUGAUCUUCCUGGGGGCUGACGUGACCCACCCCCCCGCAGGAGACGGGAAGAAGCCCUCCAUCGCCGCGGUGGUGGGCAGCAUGGACGCCCACCCCAGCCGGUACUGCGCCACGGUUCGGGUCCAGAGGCCCAGGCAGGAGGUGAUCCAGGACCUGGCCUCCAUGGUCCGGGAGCUGCUGAUCCAGUUCUACAAGUCGACCCGCUACAAGCCCACCCGCAUCAUCUUCUACAGGGACGGGGUGUCCGAGGGCCAGUUCAGACAGGUGCUUUACUAUGAGCUGCUGGCGAUCCGUGAGGCCUGUAUCAGUCUGGAGAAAGAGUACCAGCCGGGCAUCACCUACAUCGUGGUGCAGAAACGCCACCACACCCGGCUGUUCUGUGCUGACCGCAACGAGAGGGUUGGCCGAAGUGGAAACAUUCCUGCUGGCACAACUGUGGACACCGACAUCACACACCCCUACGAGUUCGACUUUUACCUCUGCAGUCAUGCGGGGAUACAGGGCACGAGUCGCCCCUCCCACUACCACGUCCUGUGGGACGACAACUGCUUCACCGCCGACGAGUUCCAGCUCCUCACCUACCAGCUGUGCCACACCUACGUGCGCUGCACCCGCUCCGUCUCCAUCCCCGCCCCCGCCUACUACGCCCACCUGGUGGCCUUCAGAGCCCGCUACCACCUGGUGGACAAGGAGCACGACAGCGCGGAGGGCAGCCACGUCUCGGGACAGAGUAACGGGCGAGACCCCCAGGCGCUGGCCAAGGCGGUGCAGAUUCACCACGACACCUUACGCACCAUGUACUUCGCCUGAGCGCCGCGCCAUGGCAACAGCCACACCCCCCCCCCGCCCCGACGCACGCCCGCUCGGCCAACCAGAGCCAGUCACCACCGGAGGGGGGCGGAGCCUGAUCCGCACCUGACACUGUGCAGAGGGAGGCGGGGCCAGCCCGGACCAGGCCGGAAGGACGCAAGCCCCCGCUUUCAAAAAAAACGAAAAACGGAAAAACCGAAACGGAACAAACUUAACUUAAAAAACAAGGAACAACGGCGCUAUUAUGCAAUAUGAAACCAGCCAACCGCUUUUCGCCACCUCCCUCCCCCGCACCCCUCUCACAGCUGCCCCCCCACGCCCUGCUCUCCGCCCCCCACCCCCGCCACAGCCCGCCCCCCUGUCUGUCUGUCUGUCUGUGUCAGUCCCGUUUCUGCCCACAGGGUGGCGCUUCUGUCCCGGGUUCUGUUCCGUUUUUUAAUCCCGAGGUGUUUGUUUUUCAAAAUGGGGGGGAACGUCCUUCUUUCCAGAAUCGCCCCCCUCGUCCGAGCCUUUACCUCAACAGUUUUAGUGGCACCCCCCCCCC